Rosa chinensis is the source of this 980-nucleotide messenger RNA. RefSeq names its product protein RER1A. The transcript has 4 exons. The record is from RefSeq and is a predicted model, not a curated record. Gene Ontology annotation, biological process: protein retention in ER lumen; retrograde vesicle-mediated transport, Golgi to endoplasmic reticulum. Lineage: Eukaryota; Viridiplantae; Streptophyta; Magnoliopsida; Rosales; Rosaceae. Gene Ontology annotation, cellular component: Golgi membrane. Bases 1 to 633 code for a protein of 210 amino acids.
AUGAGCGAAACAAACGACAGAGGUAAUCUAAAAAUUGAUGAUAAAUUACCUUGGUUCGUAGAGAAUAGAGAAAGUUUGAGAUUCAAAUCACCACCGCUGCGUCUCAAUCCAGAGAAGAAGAGGAACCAACCGACCGACACUCCUCGAGCAACGAACCCCAAGAGGGCCCCACAAUGGACACGGGAGCGGCGGGAGUGGGUCUCGCCGCGUCGUCGUCGGCGGCGGAGGACCCGUCGUCUCAGAGGAUCGCCGCUUGACGCUGUCCAGGCGUGGAGCUUCGGCGUGUCGCACCGAUACCAGCACCUGCUCUACAAAACGACGCCGCACGUCCUCCACCGCUGGCUCGCAACCCUCGGCGUGGCCUUGGUCUACGUCCUCCGCGUCUACUUCGUCCAGGGAUUCUACAUCAUGUCAUACGGCUUGGGGAUCUACCUUCUCAACUUGCUCAUCGGCUUUCUCUCUCCUCAGGUCGACCCGGAGAUCCACGACCUUUUCGACGGCCCCAGCCUCCCGACCCGCGGAUUCGACGAGUUCCGCCCCUUCGUUCGACGCCUCCCCGAGUUUAAAUUCUGCUUUCGUGAUGAUUUGAAUCUGGGGAAGAAGAAACCAAAAAAGAAGAAGAAGAAGAAAUAAAGAAAGAAAGAAAGAAAAGAAAAAAAAUUGAGGGUAAAUCGGUCAUUUUGUCUUCAUUAAGUGACUCCCGUGCAUUGCACGUGUAAAAUUUAACGGUCCCGUGACGGAAAUUGGUCGUAGGUACGACGUUGAUACGAAAAAAUGAGUUCAGGUAUCACAUUGAUAACUUUGUAAGUUCAUGUAUCAUUCUGAAAGUCCCCUAAGUGUCCAAACACCAUUGGUGAAUUUUUCCCAAUUCUAUUAUAUUAAUGACCAAUUACAAGUUGGUCACUAGGAUUUGGUCACUAAUGUCCAGAUUUGUUGUAGUGCUGCCUCUCCUUCUUCCUCAGUACGUUAUCUUCCACACA